AUGCAUCAUCAACAGUAUGUAAGUUCAUUAGCUGGUUCAUCAUCGUCAUCAACUGGUGGAUCUCCAACAACAGCUGCACAAGUUCAAGCAGCAGCAGCGGCUGCUGCUGCAGCUAAUAUACCAUUAAUAGCAUCAAUAGCCAAUGUUAAAGAUUCACGUUGGCUUACACUUGAAGUAUGCCGUGAAUAUCAACGUGGAAAAUGUACCCGGUCCGAACAAGAAUGUAAAUUUGCUCAUCCACCAACACAUGUUGAAGUUAAUAGUGGCAAAGUUAUCGCUUGCUUUGAUUCACUUAAGGGCAAAUGCAAUCGUACUAAUCCACCAUGUAAAUAUCUUCAUCCGCCUCAACAUUUACGCGAUAUUUUACUUCAAAACGGACGCAACAAUCUUAUUCUUCGUAGUAUUGCUAUGAAUAUUGCUGCGAAUCAAACUAUUUAUCCACAAACGGCAGCUCAUUUGCCAUAUCCCAACGGUGCUAUUAUUCAGAGUCCUAUACAACAACCUACUUCACUUCCAUCUUAUCAUCAUCUUGGACCAACAGCUCCGGGUCAAUCAGCAUUAUUAUUCAAUCCAGCUGGUCAAGCGUUUAGCAUUCCUUUACAUGCAGCUCAUUUACAACAAUUAUCACAAGCUACACCUGCUACACCUAUGUUUAGUUCAGAUGGUGCGCAAUAUUUUCAACCGGUGACACAAUUAACAGCACAAGGAACUGGACAAAAACCAGCACGUACUGAUCGUCUUGAAGUAUAUCCGAACAGCAAUUCCAAUCAUGAUGCCUUAAAGGUAUGCUCAGAUUUUCAGCAUGGUCAAUGUUUAAAUACAGCUGAUACAUGUCCUUUUGCACAUCCUCAAACACAUUGUCCACUUGAUACAGAUGGUCUUGUUAUUGUUUGUGUUGAUUAUGUUAAAGGAAAAUGUAUUCGUGAAACAUGCAAAUAUUUUCAUCCACCUGAACAUCUUGUUGCACAAUUAAAAGCUGUUAAAGCACAAUCAGCAGCAGUUGCUGCACACGUUUAUUCUAAUACAGCAGCAACUGCUAUUCAAUAUUCACCAUCAACUUUACAAUUUGUUCAUCCUGUUACAUUGAACAGUAGUCAGCCUAUAUUGGCUGCACCACAUACUACUACUACUUAUGCCUAUCCUCAACGAACAUCUACAGCACCUGCUUGUUCCUCGCCAUUGCAACAACAAAAUACUCAUGAAGAUGAUGGAGUAUAUGCAAAUGGUUUUGUUUCACAAUAUCAACCAUAUCCUGGAGCUGCAAUACAAACAAUAUAUACACAAUCUUCAUCAGUUGAUUUAAAAGAUUCACAAUUAAUUAAUUCGACUAAUGGUGAUACCAUCGGUCGUAAUGGUUCAUCAUCGUCUUCAUCAUCAUCAUCAACAGGUGUUAAGGCAGUGAUCGAUCCUGUCAGCAGCAGCAGCAGCAUCACACCGCAGACAAAAAAACGACCGCUUGAAGACGAUACUGCUACUACCGGUGCCUACCUGCAGCUGCCGCCUGGAACACAACUUAUUGCUGCUCCACCUCAUUAUGUUCAACAACAGUCUCAACAACAACAACAACAACAACAACAACAACAAGCAGCUUUAGUCGUACAACAUCAACAUCAACAUCAACAUCAACAAAAACGUUCAGCUAUUGCUGAUCCUAAAACUGGUAUACCAAUGGCUGCAUAUCCAUUAACAGCAUUUUCUUAUCCAUCACCAUCACCAUUACCAAUACAAUUUCAACAACAAUAUUUAACUGCUGUUCCUAUGACUUUUACUGGAUAUACUUCCCAUUUGCCGAGACUUUAA
Rotaria sp. Silwood1 is the source of this 1800-nucleotide messenger RNA. The record is from the annotation of a GenBank genome assembly. Lineage: Eukaryota; Metazoa; Rotifera; Eurotatoria; Philodinida; Philodinidae.